Molecule: messenger RNA, 1300 nt
Organism: Beta vulgaris subsp. vulgaris (sugar beet)
Lineage: Eukaryota; Viridiplantae; Streptophyta; Magnoliopsida; Caryophyllales; Amaranthaceae
Product: transcription factor bHLH18
Exons: 4
Coding region: 55-1092 (345 amino acids)
Molecular function (GO): protein dimerization activity
Source: RefSeq, a predicted model, not a curated record
UUGAGCAGCUCUAUAACAAGAACAUUAAUUAAAGACGUAAAUCAAUCGACAACAAUGGAAGCAUGGCUAGCUCAACUGGAAAUGGAUGUAGAUGCAUCACUUCCAACUUCAAUUAACAACUCUCACCACCAAUUUCAAGAAAGUGAAAUAAUGGAAACAUAUUUUGCUGAGCAACUUUCUGGUACACUUGGUGAAGAUUUCCCUUAUCCUCUUCCCGAUGAGAAUUAUGUCACGUCUCCUAAGUUUGAUUUUGAUUGCCAUCUCACUGGACAAUUUGUAUUUCCUCAAACACCAAACAACAACAAUAACCACAAUUAUAAUAAGGAUAAUGAUAAGAUUCAUAGCUCAAAUGUCCAAGAAGAUAAACAACGAUGCGUGAUUAAGGAAAAGACUAAGAAUCAAGCAACAAGUGGUGGUGCAAAGAAAAAACGACAGCCAAACCAAGUGCAAGAUCACAUCAUUGCUGAGAGGAGGAGGCGGGAACUAAUCAGUCAAUUGUUUAUUUCUCUAUCCAGUAUUGUUCCGGGCAUUAAGAAGGUGGACAAAACAUCGAUUUUAGGAGAGACAAUUAAAUAUAUGAAGCAACUUCAAGAAAAAGUAAAGGUUCUUGAAGACGCAGUUGUAAAGAGGACUAUUGAAUCUGUGGUGGUGGUUAAAAAAUCUCAAUUGAUGGUAGAUGAUGAUAAAGGGGGGGAAGAUGAUGAGUCUUACUCCAUGGCGGAUAACAAUAGUGGACGUGGUAUUGACUCCCAUGAUAAAGGUCGUAAAGACAGUGAAUUAAAUAAUGAAGACGAUUCACUUACAGAAAUUGAAAUUAAGAUAUCUGGGAAAACACUCCUCCUGAGAGUAUAUUGCGAACAAAGAAAAGAUAUUUUAGCUCAGUUAUCUGCGGAGAUAAACAAGCAUGAUAUGAAUGUUACCAAUUGUAGUGUUAUACCAUUUGAGAGUUUCGCUUUAGCCGUUACAAUUGUUGCACAGAUGGAAAAUGGCUCCAACAAGAAUGUGAAAGAUUUUCUUAGAAGUCUUCACUCAGUGCUGCGAUUGCCUAGCCAUCGAGGACAUAUAUCAAGUGAAGAUAAUCACAUAUCAUAACUUAUCAGUUGUUUAUCUUUGAACUAUCAUUCUAAAUAAGACCUGGAAAUAUUGCAUACUUUUUCAUUAAUAAGGCAUUUACCUUAAUAAUAAGGUAGUAUCCAGUGUAAAAGUCAAGAUAUGUACACUAAGAUACAAAUAAGAUUUGGUCCAUCUUUGUGGUAACAAUAUUUAUUUGCAGGAAUUAUGAGAUAUCAAUGGAAUUAAA